AUGGAUGAGUACAAGCUACUCACGAAUAAUGAGGAAGAAGAGUUUGUUUCUGACGGCUCAGUUGAUUCCAAAGGAAGAAUUUGUGUAAGAGCCAAGACUGGAGGGUGGAGAGCUUUUUCUCUGAUUAUCGGCUACGAACUUGUUGAAAAGUUGGCUUUCGGUGGUGUUGUGGCAAAUUUAAUGGUGUAUCUGACGACCAAGCUGCAUGAAGGCACUGUCUCCUCCUCCAAUAUUGUCACCAACUGGAUGGGCACAGUUUUUCUUACGCCCUUACUCGGAGCAUACAUUGCUGAUACAUAUUUGGGACGCUUUUGGACAUUUGCAACCUCUUCGUGUAUCUAUAUACUGGGAAUGGGGAUUUUGACGCUAGCAGUGUCGUUGAAGUCUUUAAAACCACCAGAUUGCCCAUCAAAUAAAGGAUGUGAAAAGGGUUCAUUUCUGCAAACUGGGACUUUUUAUUUUGCUUUAUAUCUUCUUGCUCUAGGUCAAGGAGGAACCAAACCAAAUCUCUCCACCUUUGGUGCGGAUCAGUUCGAUGAUUUCCACCCCACGGAAAAAAUGCACAAGAACUCAUUUUUCAAUUGGUGGUUUUUUAUAGUUCUCUUUGGAGGUCUAUUAGGUCAGACAUUUAUUGUGUAUAUUCAAGAAAACGUCAGCUGGGGAGUGGGCUAUGGUGCUAUCACUGGAUUGCUAUUAAUAGCUUAUGUUGUAGUCAUGAUGGGAUCUCCAAUUUAUAGAUACAAAGUUGUUGAAGAUUGCCCACUGCAGCGAGUUGGGAAAGUAAUUGCUAGGAUGAUUCAAAGCCGAAAUAUGCAGGUUGCUACAGAUGCGUCUUGCUUACAUGAAGUGGAUUCAAAAGAAUACCUUAGCGAAGGCCGAUACCCAAUUGCCUCUAGUAAACAUCAGAGAUUUCUAGAUAAAGAAGCAUUAUUAGAUUCGAGGAAUCCAAAUCCCUGCUCUCUGACAGAUAUAGAGGAGACAAAACAGGUGCUAAGAGUUCUUCCCAUUUGGCUGACAGACAUAUUUCCUAGUACAAUAUUAGUACAAAGUCUGACGCUCUCCAUCAAGCAGGCAAUGACAAUGGAUAGGCAUAUAGGCUCUAACUUUGAAAUUCCCUCUGGCAGUAUUGGUGUCUUUUUCCAAAUACCAAUGCUAUUAACCAUACCAAUCUAUGAUCGCCUAAUAAUCCCCCUUUUCAGAAGAUUGACUGGAAAUCCACGAGGCAUAACUUUACUACAGCGGAUUGGGAUUGGUAUGGUACUUCAGAGUAUUGCUAUGGUAACGGCUGGUCUAACGGAAAUUGUAAGGUUAGAUGUAAUUCAAAGCCAUGGAAUUGCAGAUGAUAAGGAUGCAAUUGUUCCCCUAUCUUUCUUUAUUCUUGUUCCACAGUUAGUAAUAAUGGGAAUAGCAGAAGCCAUGGUUGAAGUAGGUAAACUAGAAUUCUUUUAUGAUCAAGCUCCAGAGAGUAUGCGAAGUUUGGGAAAUGCAAUGUACGCAGCCUCUAAUGGGAUUGGCUCCUUUCUCAGCGGUGCUAUUCUAACACUUGUGACUCACAUUACUGGAAGACACGGACACAAAAGUUGGGUACUGAAUAACCUGAAUGCCUCACGACUAGAUUACUUCUAUGCUCUUUUAGUUGCUCUGAAUAUAAUAAACUAUGUUGCUUUCUUGACCGUGUCUUGGAGGUAUGAAUACAAAAGAGAACCUAAUCAAGCCUUGGGAAAAGCUUAUUCCAAAGCAACACUAGUGGUAGACAAUGGUGGCCAGAAGGCGGAAGAGACUCUGAUUUAG
Messenger RNA from Cryptomeria japonica (Japanese cedar), 1791 nucleotides. Its product is annotated as protein NRT1/ PTR FAMILY 5.3-like. Gene Ontology annotation, cellular component: membrane. Gene Ontology annotation, molecular function: transmembrane transporter activity. The transcript is spliced from 4 exons. The record is from RefSeq and is a predicted model, not a curated record. Gene Ontology annotation, biological process: transmembrane transport. Bases 1 to 1791 code for a protein of 596 amino acids. NCBI's taxonomy places the organism in Eukaryota, Viridiplantae, Streptophyta, Pinopsida, Cupressales, Cupressaceae.